This is a messenger RNA of Pieris rapae (cabbage white), 3849 nucleotides long. It is a transcript of the gene Rchy1, whose product is annotated as RING finger and CHY zinc finger domain-containing protein 1. Gene Ontology annotation, biological process: ubiquitin-dependent protein catabolic process; protein ubiquitination. The transcript is spliced from 7 exons. Gene Ontology annotation, cellular component: nucleus. Lineage: Eukaryota; Metazoa; Arthropoda; Insecta; Lepidoptera; Pieridae. Bases 162 to 1124 code for a protein of 320 amino acids. The record is from RefSeq and is a predicted model, not a curated record. Gene Ontology annotation, molecular function: zinc ion binding; ubiquitin protein ligase activity.
CGUUUCUUUAAAUUCGACUUCUUGGUAUUCAUUGAUGUUCAAUGAAAUCAUUUAAUUGAGAGUUGAGACUUCUUCAUCGAUUGGUCCUAACAAACAACCUUGAAUUGCUUAACUGUGCAGUCAUUUUUAAUUACGUGUUAAAUAGAUAUGAUCCUAUAAAAAUGUCGAAGGAUUCUAAUGCUGAACCUGAUGAAUCAAAACCUGAUGAACAAACACCUGAAAAACGUGUUGGUUGUGCCCAUUAUAAACGUCGAGCAAAAUUCGUGUUCCAGACACCCUGUUGCAAUAAGUUGUACAUGUGCCGGUACUGCCACGAUGAGAAUGAGGAGCACUACUUCAACCGUAAGUCAGUGACUGAGCUGAUCUGCAUUGAGUGUGACACUCGGCAGAAAGUCCAGGCUGAAUGUGAAAAUUGUGGAGUACGCUUUGGAAAGUAUACAUGCCUCAUUUGCAACUUGUUUGAUGAUGAAGACAAGAAGCAGUACCACUGUGAUGGCUGUGGAAUUUGCCGUGUUGGUGGCAGGGACCGAUUCUUUCAUUGUGAGAGAUGCAAUAUGUGUUUACCAGUGCAGUUGCAAGAAGUUGGUCAUAGAUGUGUAGAAAAUGUGUCUCGUGCAAACUGUCCAGUGUGCCUCGAAGAUAUUCACACAUCUCGGAUACCUUGCCACAUACCAGAUUGUGGACAUCUGCUACACCGACCAUGCUUUGAGGAAAUGUUGAAGUCUGGUCAUUAUGCUUGUCCUACGUGCCAGACCAGCAUGAUUGACAUGACGACAUUAUGGAAAUAUCUGGAUUCUGAAGUGGCAGCCACACCUAUGCCCCCAGAAUAUGCAGAUUACAAAACAACUAUACUCUGCAAGGAUUGUCAUAAGUUAUCAAUUGUAAAGUUCCAUGUGGUCGGGCUCAAGUGUCAACAUUGUGGUGCAUAUAAUACUUGCCAGACUAAUGGUUUUCACAAAGAUGGGGAAACAUCUGAGCAAGUAGACUCUGCCACUUCAUCUACAAGCCGCAGUACUUCAUCAUCGACACCGACAAGUCGACGUGGCUCCUCGUCCUUCGAGCGCGACUCUGAUGAUAAUGAACUGCCCCGAGCUAAUCCUAUGGAUGAACCACCACAGGCCUGACCCAGGAUUCCACCUCGCACCGAUCUCAUCGGUGCAAGGCUGAGAGAGAGUAGCAACAGGGAACUGAUUGGAAUUCGAGAACAAUAUUGCAAUUAUGAAUGGGUGGACGCUUAUGAGGAAAUUGCUAUAGCUGGCCCGAGUGGAUAUACAUGGCAAGCAAGCAAAGAUGAACAAAGUGGAACCACAGCUAGUUAUAGUAGAGCUAGCCCAAUUAUUUAUAGCGAACCUGCAAGUGGUCCCAGAGAACAUGAAACUAGUCCUGAAUCUAUUGAAACAAGUGGACAAACUGAAGCUAGCCCUGAAAAUACUGAAGCUACAGCAGGCUUCAGUGGAACCUCAUCUGAACGCAACGGAGCGGUGAGUAAAAAAAACAAAUCUGGAAAAAAGGGAACCACAAGUACAGACAGUGAAACUCAGCAAGAUCCAAGCAAUAAGAAGGAUAACAAUGGAACUUCCAAAUAAACAGUUCUCGUCUCUUUCGGUCAAGUGGAGAAGAAAAGAGAAAACAAACCAUUGCAUACUUAGAUAAUAAUUGCUGUUAUUUUGUAUGUCACGUAAGAUAAAUUAUUUAGGCUAUAAAUUAUUUUACUUAAAAAUUUAAAAAUAGUACACUCCUAAUCUUGAUAUUAUUUAGUUUUUUAAUCUGUUGUAUUUACAGCGAAAUUUUGAAUUUGGAAUUUUUCAUUUGACUUUCGACUAAGUAUUUAUAACAUAAGUGUAGUUACACAUCAUCGAAUAAAAAAUCUUUAAACGUUGUGAACCUUUCUUCCUUAUUUUAGUUAGCAUCUUCUCUAUUAGCUACCAUCAUAGAGUAUUUUGUAUGUGUGAACUAGACCCUAAUAUACUCUGCGUGCAUAGCAACCCAAAUUUAGAACCUCCUUUGCCAAUCAUCACUUGGAACUUGCGUAGUUCCUUCUCCAUACCGUCUUUCGACAGAUCGGCGUCUGGUGGUAUGCCGAGAUACGCUUUUUAACUCCGUUCUUCCAUUACCUUAAGUAAACCACUCCAACAGUCUUUCCAAUUUAGAUUAACCAAUGUUGGGUUCUCCUUUAAAGUCUGUUUUUCCUGACUGUCAAGUUUGUCGGGCCUAGAAUCUUCCGCAGUACUUUUCUUUCGGCUACUAACUUCUCUUCUUUGAAAGUCAGUGCCCAAGUGGUACCGAUGUUUUGAUGGUAUUAGUAUGGGUCUUAUAACCUUUUUUAAAUACGGAAUUUAGUCUUUCGGUGAGCUUAAACGUCAGGAUUUUGUGAAGAGUUGCACAACAAUGGAAGCUCAUUUUGAUUCCGGAUCUCUUUCCAUAUGUUUGUAUCCGUCUCAGUACUAUGCGCAGGAUUCCACGUAGGAAACACUUGUAGCUGGAGGGUAGAUUUUCCGUGGAGUGGGUUUUCAAAGAGAAACUUAAUCACAGCUUUUUUAACUUGUCUAUAAACGUUAGCUUUCGUGUACUUGAUUAAUUUUGUAUGUGUGUAACACUUGGAGUUGGAACUUUAUCAGUUCCUCAUACAAGAUGCCACGCAUUGCUCAUUAUGUUAUAAAUUUAAGAAGUACAUUAAUGUAAAGAAUAUUAAUAUAUAUAGCUACGGUUUUGGACCAUCACAAUGAAAACACUGUACGGUGCAAAUUUGUCCAUAGUUGACGUAGCUUUUCUACAGGUUUUAUGCUAGGUAAUUAUGAAAGUACUAAGCUGUGAUCGUUGCGUAAGAUAUUAUCGACGCUAAAUUUAUCUAUAUGAAUAUUAAAAUAUGUAUUUUUACACAAAAACAAUUUCUUAACAAUCAACAACAAAAACAUGUUAGGAAUAAAAUAUAUAAAAAAGUAUAAUCUAUCGUAAACGCGAGUUUCGUAUAAUGAAUCGCAUAAACUAGAUUUAAAUGUUAAAUGAAUUUCAUAGAUUUCAUUAUGUCCGUUUUUUUUAAAUUUGUUUGGUCAAACGGACUAUAUACUGUUGACUGUCGAUUUAUCUUUAACUAAUUAUAAAAUUAUGAUAAACGCUUUUUCUAAAAGUAUAUUAAUUUUUAAAUGUGUAAUUUGUAAACAAGAUUUUCUUAGUGUCUAUCUUAUUGGAACUAAAUUUUUGCAUAUAGCAUUAUAUUUACUGCUAAUUAACAAUUUAUUUAUACAAAUGUACUUUUAACUAUACAUAAAAAGUGCUCAUUGUACUAUAUACUAAUGUACAUAAUCUUAAUUUUUACGUAAGUGGAAUAUCUUUAAAUUUAGCUUUAUGUAAACUAAAUGAGUACCUUAGUUAAAUGUCAUAAUACUGGUUUUUACUGAAGUACUAAUUUGUAAUGAAAAUAUGGAGUUUUAACAAAUUUCAUAAUUUUUUACUGUAAUUAUGAAGUACAAUCUAAGAGACAAUAGCUGGAAAUAUAUAGAUUAAUUAAAACCACAGAUGCCUGAAAACUGGAACAAAUUGUUUUUUUUUUGGCAAUAGUUACGAAUUGUUUUUAGGCUAAUUCAUCAAUUUUUUUGUUAUUUGUGUUACAGUUAUUACAGUGAUGCCCAACGUUUUAGAUAUUACAUGAUUUACCUGUUUUACUUAUGUUAAGAGUAUUUUAUACAUAUAAACUAUACUAAUACUGAAACGAAAUGUUUUCUUUAGAUUCAGGAUUUGCUUUUCUUCACAUUAGAGAGAUAAACAAAUGUCAUACUACGUUAGUUAAUAAUUCCUUACCUAUAUUAUAAGGUUGUUGUACGUUUUUAUUAAUAAAUGUCUAUGAAUUAA